This is a messenger RNA of Spodoptera frugiperda (fall armyworm), 1020 nucleotides long. RefSeq lists its product as uncharacterized. NCBI's taxonomy places the organism in Eukaryota, Metazoa, Arthropoda, Insecta, Lepidoptera, Noctuidae. Gene Ontology annotation, cellular component: transcription regulator complex; nucleus. The record is from RefSeq and is a predicted model, not a curated record. Gene Ontology annotation, molecular function: DNA binding. The transcript is spliced from 2 exons. Bases 96 to 749 code for a protein of 217 amino acids. Gene Ontology annotation, biological process: regulation of transcription by RNA polymerase II.
GUUAGUUGAACGCUUGUACCAGCGUCGGCUCGUACGUAGUCGUGUGUAAUCCUAACAAAACAAAGCGUGGUGGUGGAAUCUAAAACAGAAAUAAGAUGAAUAAAGUGAACAUAGAAAGGUUAAUUGACAUGAUCCACGAACAUAAAUGUUUAUGGGAUCAGAAUGAUUCGAGUUAUCGUAAGCGUGGGUUUCAGGAUACAGCAUGGCUUAAAAUAUCUAAAGAAAUGAAAAUACCUGUUGAUACACUAAAAAAGAAGUGGCGCGGGCUAAGGGACACUUUCGGGAUAGAACUAAAGAAAGUCGACAACAGAAUUAAUUCUGGUGAAGCUACUACAGAAACUGAAUCUAAAUGGGCCCACUACAAGCACAUGUUGUUUCUACGAAACAUUAUGAGGUCUCGAAACAACCAAAACAGAAGCAUACGAGUACCACAAUCGAGUGAGACUUUUCUGCCCGAAUGUAUUAAGGGAGAAGAAGAAACAAACAUAAGUUCCUUUUCCGAUAACUACCAACCUUCGCCAUCGCCCUGCCAGUCUUCCACAAUAGCCUUCACACCACUACAAAUUGAAGAUGACAACUUAAAAUGCUUUCCAGAAAUCACAUACGACUCGGAUGCCCAGUUCCUAAUGAGCCUCUUACCAUUUUUAAGAGAUGUCCCUAAACAUCGGAAAUUACAAGUUCGAGCAAAAUUACAGCAAGUCUUUAUAGAUGACUUCGAUGUUCACAAUCCUGAUCCAAUACAAUGUUGAAAAAAAAUCACCUUUGAAUGAGAGUGUACCUUAGGUCUAAGCUUUUAUCAUAAAAUCCAUAAUAAAAUAGGAAGCCUCAAAAGGCAACAAUACGCUACGGAAAUUAAGAAAAAAAAAAGAAAAACUCACCCCUCGAUAUUUGCGGAGGGUGGCAACCACAGACUAAACAGGGUGGCGGAUUACGCCCGCCGGCCCGGCCGGCUGCCAUCGAUUGCUAGUACCAUCCGAGUACAUGUGACUAGAAACACCUCCCCGACACAAUAUAUUAUUU